AUGCCUACUCCCGAAUCGGCGGCCUUCCUGGCCAAGAAGCCCACCGUCCCGCCCACGUUCGACGGCGUCGACUACAAUGAUACGAAGCGCCUGAAGCAGGCCCAGGAUGCCAUCAUCCGCGAGCAAUGGGUCCGAGUUAUGAUGGGUCGUCUGGUGCGGGAGGAGCUGUCCAAGUGCUACUACAGGGAGGGCGUGAACCAUCUGGAGAAGUGCGGACAUCUGAGAGAACGGUACCUCCAGCUUCUCUCCGAAAACCGUGUUCAGGGUUAUCUCUUCGAGCAGCAGAACCAUUUCGCGAACCUGCCAAAGCAAUGA
Messenger RNA from Sordaria macrospora k-hell, 315 nucleotides. RefSeq lists its product as uncharacterized. The record is from RefSeq and is a predicted model, not a curated record. NCBI's taxonomy places the organism in Eukaryota, Fungi, Ascomycota, Sordariomycetes, Sordariales, Sordariaceae.